Molecule: messenger RNA, 1305 nt
Organism: Podospora pseudopauciseta
Lineage: Eukaryota; Fungi; Ascomycota; Sordariomycetes; Sordariales; Podosporaceae
Gene: NOP13
Product: Nucleolar protein 13
Exons: 1
Coding region: 1-1305 (434 amino acids)
Cellular component (GO): nucleolus
Molecular function (GO): RNA binding
Source: RefSeq, a predicted model, not a curated record
AUGGCAUCCGAUUCAUCCUCUCCACCCUCCUCUCCCGAGGUCAAGAAAGACAAGACCUCCAAAAAGCGCAAGACCGACCUCACCGAAAUCGAAGUCGACGUCAACCUCCCCGAACCCCCCUCCAAAAAGGCCAAACGUCUUCUCAAAAAGGGCAAAUCCCUUCCGGCAAAGCCCAAAUCUGUCGACGAGGGCUCCAACUCUGACUCCGACACCCCCAAGACCGAUAAGACCAAAAAGGAAAAGAAAGAACGCUCCCCCUACGGCAUCUGGAUCGGCAACCUCCGCUUCACAGUCACAAAGCCAGAACUCAAACAGUGGUUCGUCGACAACUCGGGCGGCACCAUCACUUUGGACGACAUCACCCGCGUCCAUCUCCCCACCGCCAAACCCACCUCGGCCCCCGGCGCCGGUCCGAAAAACCCCACCGAAAACCGCGGCUUUGCCUACGUCGAUUUCGCCACCUUUGAAGCCAACGUCGCGGCCAUUGCCCUCUCAGAAACGGAAUGGUACCGCCGCAAAGUCCUCAUCAAAGACGCCAAGUCUUUCGAGGGCCGUCCAGAAAAGAAGGAAGAGCCCGCGCCUGUUGACCUCACGAAUGGGGCUAAGUCAUCUACCGCUGCUACCACCGCCACUCCAGCGAGCACAUCAACCAAGGUCUUUGUGGGGAAUCUAUCCUUCCAGGUAACGGAGGAUGAUCUGAGGGAACACUUCCACAAGUGUGGGCCGAUCAGAUGGGUGAAGGUGGCUACGUUUGAGGAUACGGGCAAGUGCAAGGGAUACGGGUGGGUGAAUUUUGAGACUGCGGACGCGGCGCAGUGGGCGGUAAAGGGGUUUGUCAAGGUCAAGGAGACGAUCGACACGGUGGAGGAUUUUAUGGAUGUGGAUGAGAAGGAGGAGGACAAGGCCGACGACGGCACGGAGAAGCAAGCGGAGGAAAAGGAUGGCAAUGAUGAGGAGAAAGAGGAGAAGCCAAAAAAGAAGGCUGUGCCAAAAGAGGAACCCAGAGUCAAGACGAGGAAAUGGUGGGUUAAUCAGCUGUUGGGCAGGACGCUCAAGAUUGAGCUGGCGGAGGACGACCAGACGAGAUACCAAAAGAGGUUCAGAGGGAAGGGCGCUGCCCAAAGGAGGGAGCAGAAUGGUGCUGGUGGUGAAGGUGUUGCAGAGGUCAAGGAGAAGAAGGUGUGGGUGCCGAUGAAGGAGAGGAGGAUGGAGGCCAAGGGGGCCAAGUUCCACCAGGAUAUCAACGUGGCUAGGCUUACUGGUGCGGUUGUUGCGCCGGCGGGCAAGAAGACCACUUUCGAGUAG